Copidosoma floridanum is the source of this 1452-nucleotide messenger RNA. RefSeq names its product bHLH protein deadpan (gene dpn). The record is from RefSeq and is a predicted model, not a curated record. Gene Ontology annotation, molecular function: protein dimerization activity; DNA binding. NCBI's taxonomy places the organism in Eukaryota, Metazoa, Arthropoda, Insecta, Hymenoptera, Encyrtidae. Gene Ontology annotation, biological process: regulation of DNA-templated transcription.
AUGGUGGAUUACUACAGUUGCAAGAUGUCGGGAAGUGACGACGAAUUCGAGCCCCAAAUUCAAACGGGGAUGUCAAAGGCCGAGCUGCGAAGGAGCAAUAAGCCCAUCAUGGAGAAGAAGCGUCGGCAGCGUAUCAACAACUGCCUGGACGAGUUGAAGAGUCUCAUCCUCGAGGCCAUGAAAAAAGACCCAACCAGACACUCGAAACUGGAAAAAGCGGACAUCCUGGAGAUGACAGUGAAGCACCUGCAGCAGAUUCAGCGCCAGCAAUUGAGCAGCGCCGUGGCUACCGAUCCCGUGGUCCUCACCAAGUUCCGCUCGGGUUUUUCCGAGUGCGCGAACGAGGUCUCCCGCUACGUGAACCACUUGGAGAACGUCGACCCGACGGUCAAGCAGCGCCUCGUCUCGCACCUCAACAACUGCGUGAGCAACCUCCAGCAGCCCCUCUCGCCCUUCUACAACCACUACGUGCCCUACAUGCCCGAGCGCCUCUACCCCGAGGUCAAAGUCGGCUUCCAAGCCGACGUCCAGGGCUGCGGCGGUGGCGACGAGAACAACAACAGCAGCCACGGCGCCACUGCACCCGGGCCCCGCAUACAGAUACCCAGCAACGUGCAGCUCAUCCCGAGCCGGCUACCCACGGGCGAGCUCGCGCUCCUCGUGCCCCCCUCGGCCAACAUCACCGGCAACUUUCCGGGAUUCUUCCCACCCACGGGCUCGGAGCAGCAGUCGACGCCGACCGGCAACACCCGCAUCGGCACCCCCUCGGCCUUCACCGCGGUCCAGCGCACGCACAGUCCCCUGCUCAGUCCGUCGACCUCGACCACCUCGAGCUUCGAGGAGAGCCUCAUGGCCCACGGCUCCGAGUCGUACCCAACCUGCUUCAAGGUCCCCGAGCAGAGUCCGGCGUCUUCCUCCUCCUCGUCGUCGUCGUCCAGCUACUCCUCGCCCGAGACCCAGAAGCCGCAGAUCAGCUCGAGCAGCGACCGUAGCUCACCACCCCAGCUCCUCGUCCCGGUCGAGCAACAACAGCCGCAGAGGUCCGAGGCCAACUCGCCCCCGACCACCGGCCUGGUCAAGCGAGAACCCCUCUCGGUCAUCACCGACAAGUGCAACCGAACACUGGGAGGACUGCUGCCGAGCACCAGGAGGGAGCAACACUAUCACAGUCUCAAGAGGCACGCCAGCUCCGAGGGACUGGUGUUGCAGCUCGGCGAGCAAAAGAAGCCGAGGCGAGAGGUGGUUCACGAGGCCUGCACGACGACGACCAUCGGUGGGGCGUCAACUAGUUCGUCCUUCACCUGUCACAGUCCGACCGGUGUCAUCAGGGUGAAGGAGGAGUUCCCGAACUCGUCGAGCGACGAACAGGUCAGGCCGGCCUCGCUCGUUGGCAGUAGCAGCGAAACCUCGGCGACCACGACCACGAACGGGGACAUGUGGCGACCCUGGUGA